This is a messenger RNA of Mesorhabditis belari, 1776 nucleotides long. The record is from the annotation of a GenBank genome assembly. NCBI's taxonomy places the organism in Eukaryota, Metazoa, Nematoda, Chromadorea, Rhabditida, Rhabditidae.
AUGGGUACAUUUCAACGACGAUCAAAGGAAACCGAUGAAAUUUUUACGUUGUUUUUCACCGUUGCGAGCCCGUUUUCGAAUUUCCAUCCCUGCCGCUUCACUGCGAUUCUCGGUAAUGAUAAACUACACAAAUUUUGCUGCGUGGAGCAAUAUUAUAUGUAUCACAAAGCGAUGGCUGCCGAUAAUGAAAGUGCUGCAGAGCAGAUAUUACGCGAGACUGUACCCCGAAAUAUAAAGAAAAUUGGGAGCGAGCUUGAGAGCCUUGACUAUCAAAGAUGGAAAGUUAUUUCGCCAGGAAUAAUGCGUCAGGCGUUGUUUCUGAAAUAUGAGAAUAACGAGGAGCUACGAAAACUUCUUUUUCUGACGCGCGGAUCAACAUUAGUGGAAGCUUCGCCAACUGAUUGCACAUGGGGAAUAGGUUUGUCAUUGGAUGACCCCGGUUCGUCAGAAAGAAGUCGUUGGCGAGGAAGAAAUCAACUCGGAAUGAUUAUGACGGCUGUAAGAGAAGAUCUUUGGUAUCGGGAUGUAUAUCAAAAAGAUAGAGAAAUCAUCGAGAAGACAAUACAAGAGCCCGGAUACUUUGAAGCUUACUUUGCAAAUAUUCAACGAUUGCCGUUUGAAAAGGCGAGGGAUAGAAAGAGAUUUAAGGAAGAGCUCAAUGUCUCAUUACAAGAAUCGCCCCAAUUGUCGAGUAAACGACCGCGUUUCUCACCAAAAUCUGAAAGACGAGAAAAACGUUCUCGACGAAGAAGUCCUUCGCGAGAAAGGAAUGAUCGUCGAAGAAGUCCGUCACGAGAAAGGAAUGAUCGUCGAAGAGGAAGAUAUGACGAGAAGGAAGAAAGAAGUAAAUAUGCACGUAGUUCUCGGGAUGAAAAGGAGGAGAAUGGAAAAUCACGCAAAAGGAAACGGUCUAGGGAACGAUCUCCUGGUCGGAGUUCCGACACCAAGGAUUCCAAUGAAACGCAAAGGGACACUUCUUUUAAAGGCGAUUCUUCUGGUUCAAGACAUGCUCGCAUUAAAUUCGAUCUUAAUGAAGAGCCACCACAACCAGCACCACUUGAAAAAUCAAUCACAGGGCAAAAGCGGCUACUCAGUUUACUUCAACAAGAAAAGAAAAAGAUGCAACUACAAGUUCCCAGUACACUUCAAGUGGCUGAUUUGGAGGUGAAAAUGGUGCCAGAAGCAGUACCGAUAACACUAGGAAUUCUUCCCGAUGCAACGCUUGAGAUUAUCAGACAUUUUAAUCUUCCUUCAACAAUCGAGAGAGCACCACCAGCUCCACCGCCCGAGCCAUUAGUUGAAAUCCAUGAUGAAGAGCAUGACGUAGAGGAGCCGUUUGAGUUUGUUCCCGAGGCAACUUUUCUUGAUAUCCCGUUGCCAGAAUCACCAUUGCCAAAAGUUCGAAGACCUCAAUCUCGUUCUCCUACGCCAGUUUCCGAAGAAAACUCAAGAAAGAAGAGAAAGCGUAAAGACGAUGAUGGCGGAGAAAGAAAGAAGAGCUUGAAACGGCAUAAGCACAAGAAACACCGAAAAUCGAGGCGACACCGGUCGACCUCAAAUUCUUCUACAGCCAGUCGGCACAUUUCGGCUGCUUCAAGUGGUUCAGCAAGUUCAACACCUUCGCAUUCUCGAAGUAAAGACAAAAAAAGAGAUCCGGUUCGAAACAUAAGUCACGGAAAUAACGCGAUUGCUAUAAUUAUUUCAUCCUCCAUUAUUAAAGCCAAAUCGAUCGGGGUUGGAAAGCUAGUAAUUCUUAAAGUUUAUACCUGUAAAGUA